Messenger RNA from Pseudophryne corroboree (corroboree frog), 2475 nucleotides. RefSeq names its product eukaryotic translation initiation factor 4H (gene EIF4H). The transcript is spliced from 9 exons. Bases 76 to 927 code for a protein of 283 amino acids. The record is from RefSeq and is a predicted model, not a curated record. NCBI's taxonomy places the organism in Eukaryota, Metazoa, Chordata, Amphibia, Anura, Myobatrachidae. Gene Ontology annotation, molecular function: RNA binding.
GGGCAGCCCUGCCUGUGCUAUAUUGCGGGGUCCUAGGAACCUACCCGCUUCGGCUGCGGAGAGUAGACAGCAGCAAUGGCGGACUAUGAAACCUUCGACGAUCGGGCCUACAGCAGUUUCGGAGGCGGCAGAGGGCCCAGACGUGGUGAUGCAGGCCCUGGUCCUCGCAAACAGAAAGAUCUUCCUACAGACCCACCGUUUACAGCAUAUGUGGGUAAUCUUCCUUUCAAUACUGUACAAGGAGACAUAGAUACCAUCUUUAAAGAACUGAACAUGAGGAGUGUGCGGCUAGUCAGAGACAAGGAGACUGAUAAGUUUAAAGGGUUUUGUUAUGUAGAAUUUGAUGAUAUAGAGUCCCUUAAAGAAGCCUUGACGUAUGAUGGUGCACUUUUAAAUGACCGUUCGUUGCGAGUGGAUAUAGCAGAGGGCAGAAAACAAGAUAAAGGUGGCUUUGGUUUCAGGAAAGGCGGGACGGAUGACAGAGGAAGCGAUAGUUUCGGCUCUAGAGGAGGUUCAAGAGAUGACUUCAAUACUGGAAGCGAUAGUUUCGGCUCUAGAGGAGGUUCAAGAGAUGACUUCAAUUCUGGAAGCGAUAGUUUCGGCUCUAGAGGAGGUUCAAGCGAUGACUUCAAUUCUGGCUUUAGGGAUGAUGAUUUUUUAGGAGGCAGAGGUAGAGGUCGCGGUGGUCCUAGUGAUCGGCGAGGACCUCCACCAUCUUCAGCGGGACCUGGUCGCUUCAGAGAUGCACCACGUGGGGCAGCUGCGGACUUCCGAGAGCCUACAGAAGAAGAAAGAGCACAGAGACCACGGCUUCAGCUUAAACCCAGGACGGUUGCAACCCCACUGAAUCAAGUAGCCAAUCCACACUCUGCAAUCUUUGGUGGAGCCAAACCCAGAGUGGAAGGUGCACCAAAAGAAAAGGAAUGAGCCAAAGGUUGGGAGGGACAGAGGAAGAGAGUAACCUGGUCUCUCUGGAACAUCAACCCUGCAGUUACCAUUCCUGCCUCCUGACAUUCACUCCUCCUUUCCCUCCUGUCUGAAACUGAACACUGAGCUUGUGAAUGCAUGUCAGCUGUUAACAAGUGGUUUUUAGUACGUUCUCUGCUUUUCUGUAUCUAGUAACCUGCAUUGUGCUGUUGCCACCUCUAUUUCUCUCGUCCUGCAGGGAUGCCUCUUCCAAAAAAAAAUGGAAUUAAUUUUGGACUAGGGAGAUGAAUUGCAAUUUCUUCAAUUUUCCGUUUCUAUUUUAAUUUGAGGGCUCAUGUGUUAUUGAGUUAACAUUUUGUUUCCCUUGAGUUUCGUGUUUUGCUUCACCUCUGACCUGCAUGUUCCGUUCUGUAUUGCCAAGACUCUGAGAUGGUGAAACCUGGCAUGUGUUCUGUGCCAUGGAUGUUAAGAGACGGCAUUGUAAAUUUCACAUGACUAGGGAUUUUUUGGCUUUAAGCCACAUGUCUAGUCAUACUUUAAAAUGUUCUCCAAAACCUGAAUAGACAACCUUGCUGUAAAGUGCACGUAAUGUACAAAACACAAGGUGAUUACUUUACAUUAAAAAUAAAGAAAUAAGUUAGUUUCAGCAUGCAAGCUCACACUAACUAAUUUUCCUAGUAAAAAUUUUAUGUUGCGUAAUAUUUUUAACAUUAAAGCCUGUGGGUUAUUUCAUUUCUCCAAAUGAAGUCAGCCUUAAAUAUACUGCUUUUUCUGCAGUUGGUUAGUGUACACUUGAAACACUUUCAGCACAUUUACAGUUCUUCACUUGCAGUGCUAAUUGCUCCAUGAGUGUCUGUUCUUUUUUUCUUUUUAGUUGUUGUGUGUUUUUUAGAUCUUGAACAUUUGUGCUGGUGGCUCUUCUUGUGUAGAUAACAGAGCUUUAUGCACUUAUGGCUUCAGGUUCAUUCCUCGCCAGAUAUGUUCUUUGGUCUCAAGUGAUCUGUGGCAGCUCCCCACCAUCCCUUUCCCUUAGUAUAGAAGGUAGAUUCCAAACUUGGCACAGAGCUCACUGCUUAGGAUUUAAUGCCGGCCGCUUUCUCUGUAACUGGUGGCUGUGACAGCGUGUUGCAGGCAGCCCUUGCAGACAAAGGUAAGACUAGUAUUAUAACAGAAUUGAGUAAAAAAAAAAAAAAGAGAAAUCUGGCAAUUAAUAUUUAUCUCCAGUGUCUCAGCAUAUCACAUCCUUUUCACUUGCCUUCCUUUUUCUCCAUUCUCAGCGUUGAUAAGAACCAUUUGUCUAACACUAGUAUAUAAAAUAGGACAUGCUUUGUGUGGUAAUAUAAAGAUGAAAAAUCCAUUACUUCAGAUUAAUCUAGAUAUAUUUACAUCUGUGUGAUGACAGAACAAAGAACUUCACAACUGGUCUAAACAUUUGACUUUACAAUGGUAUUUCCACACACUAAACGUUCUGCUUAAUGACAGAAAGUGCAUAUAUGGACAUGGUAUUUUGUGGAAGAUCUUUUAAAUAAAAGGAAAAACUCAAUUAAA